This is a messenger RNA of Nomascus leucogenys (northern white-cheeked gibbon), 6716 nucleotides long. Lineage: Eukaryota; Metazoa; Chordata; Mammalia; Primates; Hylobatidae. The record is from RefSeq and is a predicted model, not a curated record.
CGGAGCGCGGGGGGCGAGGCCGGCGCGUCGCUCGCGGGAGGCCGGGGAGCGGCAGGGGCAUGUGGAUACUGGCUCUCUCCUUGUUCCAGAGCUUCGCGAAUGUUUUCAGUGAAGACCUACAUUCCAGCCUCUACUUUGUCAAUGCAUCUCUGCAAGAGGUAGUGUUUGCCAGCACCACGGGGACUCUGGUGCCCUGCCCCGCAGCAGGCAUCCCUCCUGUGACUCUCAGAUGGUACCUAGCCACGGGCGAGGAGAUCUACGAUGUCCCCGGGAUCCGCCACGUCCACCCCAACGGCACUCUCCAAAUUUUCCCCUUCCCUCCUUCGAGCUUCAGUACCUUAAUCCAUGAUAAUAUUUAUUAUUGCACAGCUGAAAAUCCUUCAGGGAAAAUUAGAAGUCAGGAUGUCCACAUCAAGGCUGUUUUACGGGAGCCCUAUACAGUCCGUGUGGAGGACCAGAAAACCAUGAGAGGCAAUGUUGCGGUCUUCAAGUGCAUUAUCCCCUCUUCGGUGGACGCGUACAUCACUGUCGUCUCAUGGGAGAAAGACACUGUUUCACUUGUCUCAGGAUCUAGAUUUCUCAUCACAUCUACGGGAGCCUUGUAUAUUAAAGAUGUACAGAAUGAAGAUGGAUUGUAUAACUACCGCUGCAUCACGCGGCAUCGAUACACCGGAGAGACGAGGCAGAGCAACAGCGCCAGACUUUUUGUAUCAGACCCAGCGAACUCAGCCCCAUCCAUACUGGAUGGGUUUGACCAUCGCAAAGCCAUGGCUGGGCAGCGUGUGGAGCUGCCUUGCAAAGCGCUCGGGCACCCUGAGCCAGAUUACCGCUGGCUGAAAGACAACAUGCCCCUGGAACUUUCAGGGAGGUUCCAGAAGACCGUGACGGGGCUGCUCAUUGAGAACAUUCGCCCCUCGGACUCAGGCAGCUACGUGUGUGAAGUGUCCAACAGAUACGGAACUGCUAAGGUGAUAGGCCGCCUGUACGUGAAACAGCCACUGAAAGCCACCAUCAGUCCCAGGAAGGUUAAAAGCAGCGUGGGUAGCCAAGUUUCCUUAUCCUGCAGCGUGACAGGAACUGAGGACCAGGAACUCUCCUGGUACCGCAAUGGUGAAAUCCUCAACCCUGGAAAAAAUGUGAGGAUCACAGGGAUCAACCACGAAAACCUUAUAAUGGAUCACAUGGUCAAAAGUGACGGGGGCGCAUACCAGUGCUUUGUGCGCAAGGACAAGCUGUCCGCUCAAGACUAUGUGCAGGUGGUCCUUGAAGAUGGAACUCCCAAAAUUAUUUCUGCCUUUAGUGAAAAGGUGGUGAGUCCAGCAGAGCCGGUUUCCCUUAUGUGCAACGUGAAGGGAACACCUUUGCCCACGAUCACGUGGACCCUGGACGACGACCCGAUUCUCAAGGGUGGCAGUCACCGCAUCAGCCAGAUGAUCACGUCGGAGGGGAACGUGGUCAGCUACCUGAACAUCUCCAGCUCCCAGGUCCGGGACGGGGGAGUCUACCGCUGCACUGCCAACAACUCGGCGGGAGUCGUCCUGUACCAGGCUCGAAUAAACGUAAGAGGGCCUGCAAGCAUUCGACCAAUGAAAAACAUCACAGCAAUAGCAGGACGGGACACAUACAUUCACUGUCGUGUGAUUGGCUAUCCGUAUUACUCCAUUAAAUGGUACAAGAACUCUAACCUGCUUCCUUUCAACCACCGCCAAGUGGCAUUUGAGAACAAUGGAACUCUUAAACUUUCAGAUGUGCAAAAGGAAGUGGAUGAGGGGGAGUACACGUGCAACGUGUUGGUUCAACCACAACUCUCCACCAGCCAGAGCGUCCACGUGACCGUGAAAGUUCCACCUUUCAUACAACCCUUUGAGUUUCCAAGAUUCUCCAUUGGGCAGCGGGUCUUCAUCCCCUGUGUUGUGGUCUCAGGGGACUUACCCAUCAUGAUCACCUGGCAGAAGGACGGCCGGCCAAUCCCUGGGAGCCUUGGGGUGACCAUUGACAAUAUUGACUUCACGAGCUCCUUGAGGAUUUCCAAUCUCUCCCUGAUGCACAAUGGGAAUUACACCUGCAUAGCCCGGAAUGAGGCCGCCGCUGUGGAGCACCAAAGCCAGUUGAUUGUGAGAGUUCCUCCCAAGUUUGUGGUUCAGCCACGGGACCAGGAUGGGAUUUAUGGCAAAGCAGUCAUCCUCAAUUGUUCUGCUGAGGGUUACCCUGUACCUACCAUCGUGUGGAAAUUCUCUAAAGGUGCUGGGGUUCCCCAGUUCCAGCCAAUUGCCCUAAAUGGCCGAAUCCAAGUUCUCAGCAAUGGGUCCUUGCUGAUCAAGCAUGUCGUGGAGGAAGACAGUGGCUACUACCUCUGCAAGGUCAGCAACGAUGUGGGCGCAGACGUCAGCAAGUCCAUGUACCUCACGGUUAAAAUUCCUGCGAUGAUAACAUCCUAUCCAAAUACUACCCUGGCCACACAGGGGCAGAAAAAGGAGAUGAGCUGCACGGCACAUGGUGAGAAGCCCAUUAUAGUCCGCUGGGAGAAGGAGGACCGAAUCAUUAACCCUGAGAUGGCCCGUUAUCUUGUGACCACCAAGGAGGUGGGAGAAGAGGUGAUUUCUACUCUGCAGAUUUUGCCAACUGUGAGAGAAGAUUCUGGUUUCUUUUCCUGCCAUGCUAUUAAUUCUUAUGGGGAGGACCGUGGAAUAAUUCAGCUCACAGUGCAAGAGCCCCCAGACCCUCCUGAAAUUGAGAUCAAAGAUGUCAAAGCACGCACAAUUACGCUCAGGUGGACCAUGGGGUUUGAUGGAAACAGCCCCAUCACAGGCUACGAUAUUGAAUGCAAAAAUAAAUCAGACUCCUGGGAUUCUGCUCAGAGAACCAAAGAUGUUUCCCCUCAGCUGAACUCGGCCACCAUCAUUGAUAUCCACCCUUCCUCCACCUACAGCAUCCGCAUGUACGCCAAGAACCGGAUUGGCAAGAGCGAGCCCAGCAACGAGCUCACCAUCACGGCGGAUGAGGCAGCUCCUGACGGUCCACCUCAGGAAGUCCACCUGGAGCCUAUAUCAUCUCAGAGCAUCAGGGUCACAUGGAAGGCUCCCAAGAAACAUUUGCAAAAUGGGAUUAUCCGUGGCUACCAAAUAGGUUACCGAGAGUACAGCACUGGGGGUAACUUCCAAUUCAACAUUAUCAGUGUCGACACCAGCGGGGACAGUGAGGUUUACACCCUGGACAACCUGAAUAAGUUCACUCAGUACGGCCUGGUGGUGCAGGCCUGUAACCGGGCCGGUACGGGGCCUUCUUCUCAGGAAAUCAUCACCACCACUCUCGAGGAUGUGCCCAGUUACCCCCCCGAAAAUGUCCAAGCCAUAGCAACAUCACCAGAAAGCAUAUCAAUAUCCUGGUCCACACUUUCCAAGGAAGCCUUGAAUGGAAUUCUCCAGGGGUUCAGAGUCAUUUACUGGGCCAACCUCAUGGACGGAGAGCUGGGUGAGAUUAAAAACAUCACCACCACACAGCCUUCACUGGAGCUGGACGGGCUGGAAAAGUACACCAACUACAGCAUCCAGGUGCUGGCCUUCACCCGCGCAGGAGACGGGGUCAGGAGUGAGCAGUUCUUCACCCGGACCAAAGAGGAUGUUCCAGGUCCUCCCGCGGGCGUGAAGGCAGCGGCGGCCUCAGCCUCCAUGGUCUUUGUGUCCUGGCUUCCCCCUCUCAAGCUGAACGGCAUCAUCCGAAAGUACACUGUAUUCUGCUCCCACCCCUAUCCCACAGUGAUCAGCGAGUUUGAGGCCUCUCCCGACUCAUUCUCCUACAGAAUUCCCAACCUGAGUAGGAAUCGUCAGUACAGCGUCUGGGUGGUGGCCGUGACUUCAGCUGGAAGAGGCAACAGCAGUGAAAUCAUCACAGUCGAGCCACUAGCAAAAGCUCCUGCACGAAUCCUGACCUUCAGUGGGACGGUGACUACUCCAUGGAUGAGAGACAUUGUCUUGCCUUGUAAGGCUGUUGGGGACCCUUCUCCUGCGGUCAAAUGGAUGAAAGACAGUAACGGGACACCCAGUCUAGUAACGAUUGAUGGGCGGAGGAGCAUCUUUAGCAACGGAAGCUUCAUUAUUCGCACGGUAAAAGCAGAAGACUCCGGCUAUUACAGCUGCAUUGCCAAUAACAACUGGGGAUCCGAUGAAAUUAUUUUAAACUUACAAGUACAAGUUCCACCAGAUCAGCCUCGGCUUACAGUCUCCAAGACCACGUCUUCCUCCAUCACCCUUUCUUGGCUCCCUGGAGACAACGGGGGCAGCUCUAUCAGAGGAUACAUACUGCAGUACUCCGAGGACAACAGUGAGCAGUGGGGGAGUUUUCCAAUCAGCCCCAGUGAACGUUCCUACCGCUUGGAAAAUCUCAAAUGUGGGACUUGGUAUAAGUUCACACUGACAGCCCAAAAUGGAGUGGGCCCAGGGCGCAUAAGUGAAAUCAUAGAAGCAAAGACCUUAGGAAAAGAGCCCCAGUUCUCAAAGGAGCAGGAACUGUUUGCCAGCAUCAACACCACGCGCGUCAGGCUGAACCUCGUUGGCUGGAAUGAUGGCGGCUGCCCCAUCACCUCCUUCACACUAGAGUACAGGCCCUUUGGGACCACGGUUUGGACCACAGCUCAGAGGACCUCUCUCUCCAAGUCCUACAUCCUGUAUGACCUGCAGGAAGCCACCUGGUAUGAGCUGCAGAUGCGGGUGUGCAACAGCGCUGGCUGCGCGGAGAAGCAGGCCAACUUCGCUACGCUGAACUACGAUGGCAGUACAAUUCCUCCACUCAUUAAGUCAGUUGUCCAAAACGAAGAAGGGCUGACGACCAAUGAGGGGCUCAAGAUGCUGGUGACCAUCUCCUGUAUCCUGGUGGGGGUCUUGCUGCUGUUCGUGCUCCUGCUGGUUGUACGGAGGAGGCGGCGGGAGCAGAGGCUGAAGAGGCUGCGAGAUGCAAAGAGUUUAGCUGAAAUGCUCAUGAGUAAGAAUACCCGGACUUCAGAUACGUUAAGCAAGCAACAGCAGACCCUGCGAAUGCACAUCGACAUACCCAGGGCUCAGCUUUUGAUUGAAGAGAGAGACACGAUGGAGACCAUCGAUGAUCGUUCCACGGUUCUGUUGACGGAUGCUGACUUUGGAGAGGCAGCUAAGCAGAAGUCCCUGACGGUCACUCACACGGUCCAUUACCAAUCGGUGUCUCAGGCCACUGGGCCCUUAGUGGAUGUUUCAGACGCUCGGCCGGGAACGAACCCCACCACCAGGAGGAAUGCCAAGGCUGGGCCCACAGCAAGAAACCGCUAUGCCAGCCAGUGGACCCUCAACCGACCCCACCCAACCAUCUCAGCACACACCCUCACCACAGACUGGAGGCUGCCAACACCCAGGGCUGCAGGAUCAGUAGACAAAGAGAGUGACAGUUACAGCGUCAGCCCCUCGCAAGACACAGAUCGAGCAAGAAGCAGCAUGGUCUCCACAGAAAGUGCCUCCUCCACUUACGAAGAACUGGCCAGGGCCUAUGAACACGCCAAGAUGGAAGAGCAACUGAGGCACGCCAAGUUCACCAUCACGGAGUGCUUCAUAUCAGACACGUCAUCUGAACAGUUGACGGCAGGGACAAAUGAGUACACGGACAGUCUGACCUCCAGCACCCCUUCCGAAUCGGGAAUCUGCAGGUUCACUGCAUCUCCCCCCAAACCUCAGGAUGGAGGAAGAGUAAUGAAUAUGGCAGUUCCAAAGGCACAUCGGCCAGGUGACCUCAUACAUUUGCCUCCAUACCUUAGAAUGGACUUUUUGUUAAACCGAGGUGGUCCAGGCACCAGCAGGGACCUGAGCUUAGGACAAGCAUGCUUGGAACCUCAGAAAAGCCGGACCCUGAAGCGCCCCACGGUCCUGGAGCCCAUCCCGAUGGAAGCCGCCUCCUCCGCCUCCUCCACGAGAGAAGGACAGUCGUGGCAGCCGGGGGCCGUGGCCACAUUACCUCAGCGGGAGGGAGCAGAGCUGGGACAGGCAGCUAAAAUGAGCAGCUCCCAAGAGUCACUGCUCGACUCCCGGGGCCAUUUGAAAGGAAAUAAUCCUUACGCAAAAUCUUACACCCUGGUAUAACAGACAGCAUGACUGGACAGCGGUUGUAAAUACAAUUCAAACAAUUCAAUCAAAGCUACCUUUUUUUUACGGAAUUCCAAUAUUUAUAAUUAAAGAAAAUUGCCAAAAUAUAUUAAAAAAAAAAAAGAGAAAAUACUGAAACCACAGACAGUGCAAAAACUCUCCUGCUUUUUUUCUGUCUGAGUGUGAGCUCCAUCCGCCUGGGCAUCUGAUUUUUUGGGAAAGAAGUCCAGUUUUAUGAUCUUCACAGGCUAUUGCAUUUUUACUGAUUUUCUACAAAAGUGCAUGGGGGGAUUAAUUAAACCUUCUGACUGGAAGUUCUAUCACACAAGAGGCAAGAAAGAAAACAGGGUGGGGGGGAAAUCAGCCUAUUUGUGAAUUUAAAAGGAACACCGAUUUGCGGGCAGGGGAAAACUUCCGUCCCGUUUGCACACCUUUCUUUCCCAUUAGAAACCGGGUUCUCAAUUUGGUCUUCUUUUGUUGUUAAUUAGGAUGAGUGCCGUCAGUGAAGGGGUGGGGGGAAGCAAUUCGGUUUUCUCUUUUGUUUCUUUUUUAAUUUAAUGAGACACUCUUUGCAUUUUGUCUAAGCGAAAUAAAAAAGAAAAGGUUGUCUGCCUU